Molecule: messenger RNA, 2049 nt
Organism: Gregarina niphandrodes
Lineage: Eukaryota; Apicomplexa; Conoidasida; Eugregarinorida; Gregarinidae
Exons: 1
Coding region: 1-2049 (682 amino acids)
Source: RefSeq, a predicted model, not a curated record
AUGCACUAUCGAGUGUUCCGCCAAAAGUCGCCACCGUCGACGGUAUUGACUAUUUUACUGAGUUUGGGAGGUGCCCAUACAUUCGGUGCCUCACGGUUACAAUCCAAGGAGAGCACCUCCAGACCCCAAGCAUUGUUAGUCGCUAGCGGAAGAACCAUGGGGGUCAAUAACGCUCCACCGGGCAAUACCCCACCGGGCCCGUCGCCCACGGUCCUGUCCCCCACGGUCCUGACGCCCACGGCCCUGCGGCCCACGGUCAUUAUGCCAACGCCCCUGACGCCCACUCGUAGUAGGACUGUCAAGCGUUGUGCUGCUGUGGCGCCUGCGGUCACGCCACGCGGUACUUGGACCGGCAAAGUCUCGAUCGACAAUGCGACAUCACCACCAAAGAAAAUGUGUUCGUCCUUUCGGGGUCCCCGUAAGCAUUUCUUGGAUCGGUUCCUGACGUGCUCAGCAGAGUCGGAAAAACCGCUCGCAAUUGUCGUACCGCAAACUGUCGGGAAUGCAGGCGUGCACACUAUCCGUUACACUCCCGACAAAGUCGAUGGACAAGAGGACAGUGCCGGACGGUUUCAGGGCAACGUGCAACCGAACUUCGUCCGUCCAGACAGGCUCGUUGCUCGCCUUGACGAGUGCAUUCCCGCAUUUCAAAUCAUCUUCCCACACGAGGAAGGGUUGGAAAUAAGCGGCAAGUACCUGGCGUGGGCGUAUGACAUACUGAGUCAUGGUUGGUGGCACUUGGUUCCUUUCCAAGUGAAGAAGCCCGUGUCGGUAUUCGGACUAGCCCAAAUGGCCGCCGAAUGGGAAAAUAUCUGGAGGACCAAUCCAGCUUUACCAGCUAAUGGCACGUUGGGAGCCUACUGUUACCAGAGGCUUGGAGGUCCCAGAUAUUGGGAUGCGGUCGCCUUUUCCGAUUGGUUGACAUCAGGACGACCUGCAGGUUACGGAGACUGGCAAGGUCGUAGGUUCAUUCCGCUAAGCCACGUUACUUCUACACUACAUGAUCUGCUGGAUCACUGGCCGGUCGAUCAGUCUGGUAGCACCAGCUAUAGGGUAAACUUGAACCGUUGGCGGUGCCGCUACGGGAGACAGAGAGGCCGUAGCUUCUCAGAUGAAGCUGGCCCAUCAGGGGACCCGUGGGUAUCCAGAACUGAAUUCGAAGGAUUACUCGUAGAGAUGUUGGGAAGUUUAGGGGUGCCACUAACGGAGGUCUCGAAGAAAUUUCGUAGGACUCAACGAAGGCAACGGAUAUGUCGGAGAGUGGCAGAAGCUACUGGAGCGGUAAUGAAUGAUCCCAAACGCGAGAUGUUGAUCCAGGCCGUCAUGAGCGACUCACCUCCAUCCCAUCUGCUCGGCGUUUCCGGGAAGGAGUUUCACAUAGCAACCGGGUCGGAGACUGAACUGCGGGUUCCAUCACGUUACCUGAUUUGGGCGUACGACGUUCUGAACCACGGCUGGUGGGGUGCGGUACCGGAGGCGAUCUUCUCACCGGGACUGUCAGUGUUCGAAUUGGCUCAGAAGGCUUGGGAGUGGGAGACUAAUGGUGGAUGUAUUUAUACCUUGUCAUCCAGUUGUUAUACAUGCGGAGAAGGUGGUAAACCCCAUCCUGCAUUUGUAAGUUGCGAGAGAUGCGAAAAGCAAUGGAGUCCGGAAGAGUUUUGGGAAUGGCUUCGAUUGAGACACUUUCGACGCAUCUGGGAUCAGCUAAAGAAUCCUGAUCACCCGAAAGAAGAUUCCGACCGGCUUGCAAGUCCACCUGUCGACUGGUCCCAAAUCGAUCGACAUCACUUGUCUGAGAUAAUUAAAGAAAUUGGGUUCGAUGUACCCACAAAGAAGGAUGAAUACACAUUCCAGAUUUGCCACCCGCCAAUCACAAAAUUCUUGCCCACUAACGACUACAGGUCGUUGACUGGGCGAUUCAAGCGCUGGUGGUCGACACUUCGUGGAAUGUUUGACAAAUCUGCAGAUGGGUUUUGCCGAUGGGAACAUGAGCGUGUGAUCCUGUACAGAGUCAGUCAGCUAUACUGUCCAGAUAAUCCUAUUUGCUAG